AUGUCGGGACCCUCUCCAGAUAUAGUUUCAAAUGUCGAGAACGUUCAUGAUGAAUGCUCUGAUCCAGAGAAAGGACUGCCAAGCUCAGAAAAAAAGCAUCAAUCAGGCCCAGAGACAGCUCAUGCUGCCGAAGGGGAAGAGUCGAUAACAUCCAAGAGAAAGCCAGUAGCUUUCUACUUUGCCUUUCUAUCCCUUGUUAUCAUGGUUCUGAUCGUUUCUUUGGACUCGACGGCUCUGGCUGUUGCGAUUCCGGUACUGACAAGCCAACUCAACGGCACCACACUCGAAGCAUUCUGGGCAAAUCUAUCAUUCAUGCUCUCCGUAGUCAUCACGCAACCUCUAUAUACCAGCGCCUCAGACGUCGUGGGCCGGAAACCGCUGCUAUACGCCGCAUUCUUCUUCUUCUUCGCGGGCUCCAUCGUCUUCGCCGUCGCUCAGAACAUGCAGGUCGUCAUCCUCGGCCGCGUGAUUCAAGGUCUAGGAGGCGGAGGUCUCGACGUGCUCAACGAGAUUAUCAUCUGCGACAUCACCACGUUAAAAGAACGCCCAUUCUGGCUGGGUCUCCUCGCGAUUCCCAUGGCUGCGGGAUGUAUCCUAGGACCCGUUAUCGGCGCGCUCUUCAGCGAGUUUGUCGACUGGCGCUGGAUCGGGUGGAUCAACCUCCCACUCGUGGCCAUCAGUGCUGCAUGUGCCGUCUUCUUCAUGAACCUCAAACCCAUCUCCGGCAGUUUCGUCUCGCGGCUCGCAAAGCUCGAUUGGCUCGGCAUGGCGCUGUUCGUAACUGGGUGCACCAUCUUCUCCUUGCCCUUGAGCUGGGCGGUGCACUUCGCCUUCGCAAUCUACGAGAAACGGCCUUCGGAUCCCGUCAUCCCAUAUAGGUUCCUGAACACGGCAUCGUCGUCUGCCGUUCUCCUCGGAGGACUCAUACACGGAUUGGUUCUCUACCCUUCGCUGCUCUACCUCCCCCUCUUCUUUCAAUCGGUGCUCCUGCAAACACCCCUCAAAUCCGCAGUUUCCAUCUUGCCCCUGUGUACCGUUCUUAUAGCUUUCAGCUUCUUCGCGGGUAUCAUUGUCGACCACACGAGGGGGUACCUGAAACUGCUAUGGGCCUCGUGGAUCACCAUGGCCGUAGGCACAGGACUCUACGCGUUAUGGGGCGAGCAUCCCUCGCUUGCCGCGACCGCGGGAUUCCAGGUCAUGGCUGCUAUAGGAUUGGGCGUGCAGUUCGUCGUCCCUGCUGUUGCUAUACAAGCCGGUGUUGCGCCAGAUGACCAGGGGUUAUCUGUUGGCUUGCUUGUUUCGUUUCGCUUGUUUGGCGCGUUGAUUGGGUUGGCGGCUGCAUCUACGGUGUUCAGUAAUGUCUUUGCAGCGUCCAUGGUGAAUGUGGGGGAGCUUCCUGAAGUUAUGUCUGUGCUUGAGCACUCGGCCGAGGCGGUUGGGUUCAUUCCGUUUUUGAGGGACGCCGUUGAAGACGUUGAUUCGUUGGUCAUGGGAGGUGUGAGGUUGGCGUACCGAGAUGCUUUCAGAGCUGUGUGGUGUUUGAUGGCUGGGUUCAGUACGUUGGGAUUGUUAUCCUCGCUGCUUGUGAAGGAAUUAUCUAUUGAGACUGAGGAAGUCGGAAGGCAGAAUUUGGAAGAAUAG
Messenger RNA from Periconia digitata, 1641 nucleotides. The record is from the annotation of a GenBank genome assembly. NCBI's taxonomy places the organism in Eukaryota, Fungi, Ascomycota, Dothideomycetes, Pleosporales, Periconiaceae.